UGCGGCAUCCGUUAACAAGAGUGUCGUAACCUCACAUACAAUUCUUUCUCAACAUUACGGUUGUCAUAAUUUUGUGUUUAAAAUUUUGGAACUAAAACUUCAUUAUGUCGUUGGACGAAAGAUUUAAUAAUGCAGCCAUAACCGUAAAGGAAUUAGCUGCGCAACCAGAAGAUGAAGAUUUACUCGAAUUGUACGCAUUGUACAAGCAAUCUACUAUUGGCGACUGCAAUACAGAGAGACCGGGUAUGUUGGAUUUUAAAGGAAAAGCGAAAUGGGACGCUUGGAAUGGUAAAAAAAGUAUGGGACAAGAAACGGCGAAAGAGCAGUACAUCACUAAAGUGGAAGCAUUAAUUGCUUCUAUUGGAAAGAAGUAGUAGAUUCAUUCAUUACGCGUAUACAUGCACAUGAAUAUUUAUCUUACGAUUUCACUCAAUUGAUUACAAAACUUUUUCACUAUUGAUAGAGAAACACUCAAAAUUAUGCAAACAUAUAUGCAAAUGAUUAUGUAUAGAUAUAGUAUAUAAAUACCGAUUUUAUUUAUUAGAAUUUACACAAAUUUUUGUUCCACCGAUUUAUGUGAAUUUUGUAUCCAAUGAUUUUAUUGCAAUUAGUAUAAAACUAUUUGUGGCAUAUACCUUGAUUUUCCUUUUUUCAAACAGUACUUUGAUCUCUGCCGUUUAUGAUAGUCCCAUACUGAAACUGCACACUUUGCUUAUACUCAAGAUGAUUAGUGUAUAUUAAUAAUGUAUUUCUAUAACAUUUUUUUCUUAUCAUUAUAUACACAUAUGUAAAUAGAUAUAAUCAAAGGAAAUACGCUCAAAAAACGAUUCUUCUAACAGUUUUUCAACGGUGCACAUCAGCGCGUAUUUAGCUAAAACUUAAAUCAGUAAAUAACGCUAGAGCCAACGACAAUAAAAAUACACAGCGAUGAAAAUAAA
This is a messenger RNA of Cyphomyrmex costatus, 938 nucleotides long. It is a transcript of the gene Acbp1, whose product is annotated as Acyl-CoA binding protein 1. The coding region runs from base 105 to 374 and encodes 89 amino acids. Gene Ontology annotation, molecular function: fatty-acyl-CoA binding. NCBI's taxonomy places the organism in Eukaryota, Metazoa, Arthropoda, Insecta, Hymenoptera, Formicidae. Gene Ontology annotation, biological process: fatty acid metabolic process. The record is from RefSeq and is a predicted model, not a curated record. The transcript is spliced from 3 exons.